Aegilops tauschii subsp. strangulata is the source of this 2877-nucleotide messenger RNA. NCBI's taxonomy places the organism in Eukaryota, Viridiplantae, Streptophyta, Magnoliopsida, Poales, Poaceae. The record is from RefSeq and is a predicted model, not a curated record.
AGCCAACGUACACGACUAUACGGCCCAUGGGCUAUGUCAGUACGUCCCACCACCCGCAUCCGACACGCCAGUUCGGCUGCACUGAAAAAAGAGCCCAGUUCCGCUCGAACGCGGCGCCGCCGCACUCGCACGCUGCUGAGCUCCCGGCGCCGGCGAGCCUCUCUUGCUGCCCCCCGCGCGGAGUGGGCGGCCUCGGCGUGCCGCAGGCCCGGCUCCACGCGGCGUGGCGCCCGAGGGUGUUCCGCCAGUCCAAGUGCCCGGUGGUAUGUACGCCUCUCACACUCGCAGGCUUCUUCGCCGCGACAGGGGAGCCCGUGCCCAUGGCGGCGCCGCCAGGAGGCGCGCGUCGACGCCUCUGUUGUGCCUCAUCGGCGCCAUUCUCCUCGUCGCGAUCUCUCGCCACACCCUGCUCCCCAAGAUGCCAUUCCUGGGCUCCUUUUGGAGAGUUUCAUUGGCACCUGGUGGUUACAUUCCCACGCCCAAAUCUCACGGUGUGAAGUAUGAGCUGCACACGCUCCCUGUGGAUGCAAAGGCUGUGGCUGACGGUGACACGAUCACAGUGUAUGUUGACACGGCUGACCCUCGUGAGUCCGGCAACGUGCCCUGUGAAGUUCAGGAAGCCGCUGCAGAGCGAACCAAGGCGCGGGCGGCCAAGAACUAUGAGAAGGCUGACACGCUGCAGAAGAUUAUAGUGGAUGCUGGAUAUAGGCAAGUUCCUGGCUUGACAGGGGAACAGGUUCUCGCGAAGAAGUACCGGGUCAGGCUAAGAGGGAUUGAUGCACCGGAGAACUCGAUGCCUUAUGGUAGAGAGGCGAAAGAGGAGCUAGUGAAGCUGGUGCAGGGAAGAACGUUAAAGAUUUCCAUAUAUGAUACUGACCGGUAUGGUCGAUUAGUUGGAGAUGUUGACUGCAAUGGUGUGUUCGUGCAGGAACACAUGCUAAAGAAAGGUCUCACAUGGCACUACACUGCCUACGAUCAACGUCCAGAGCUUGCCGAGUGGGAGAAGCAGGCACAAGCGGGCGGGUUGGGCCUGUGGGCGCUGCCUAACCCCGAGAAGCCAUGGGAAUGGAGGAAGGAGAAGCGCACGAGGAAAUGGUGAAUCGUCCGUGACCAGGAAGAGUUUGUUUGAUUCGCUCUCCUGAGAUUCUUAGAGAAAACUAGCUUCAAACACUAUAAUAUGUACAAUGUACCUCAACCCUUUCAUGUUGUAUUGUACUGUAACAGCUUGUGUAGAGUGAAAGCUCAAAGCAGGAAGCAUCGAUUGGUGUGGCCCAAUUAGGGACGCAGUUUCUUCUUCUUCUUUGCAUUAUUACCGUUGUAAACUUGUAACGAUUGCUUGCUGUAAACUAUGAUGGAGUGGUGUCAAUGAAUGGAUAAUGCUAUUUGAUGUGUUGAAUUCAUGCAUACUGCUCGUGCUCGUAGCUAGUGGCAGAACCAUCCAUCAAGAAUUGAGAUUUGCCACGCAAUACGACCCCAAGAUUUCAAGCCAGACCGUGUGUGAACCAAAAAAAGAUAGAUGUGCUGAACAAUCAACGUGUGACUGAACCAAAGUGUGGUCUGCUCAAGGCGGGGCAAGACAAUCAGCAGAGUACGCAGAAGAAAUAAAAAACCAUUGCGAAAUUCCAUUUGUUUUUUUCAUCAGCGAGCAGCUGCGAGAGCGACGACCAGCUGAGGACACCGUGGAGGAUCCUCUACUCCGCCGGGCGCCGGCGACCUUCUUCCACUCCUCCCUCCCGUGCAGUUUUUCCAGAUCAUCGUCUGUAUUUAUUGUACCAAUGUGGUGCUUGCUACUGUCUCGGUCACUUCACAACAUAGCAUGCUGAUGCCCAAUGCUAAUGUGCCGUAGGUGGUUUGACUGUGACCUGGCCUGUACGAGCAGCUUGUGAUCGUUUGAUGCGCUGAGACCAUGAAGCAGAAAUCACAGGGGAUUUCUAGUGGCAUUUACAGAUACACGCACCGCUGCGAGAGUGGAGUUAAUAUUCAUGAUAUCUUUGUUGAGAGGAGCGCGUUCCGGGUGCUGUUUUCAUAUGUCGGUGCGACAUGUCUUCUUGCGAAUGUUUGCCGUACCUUGUUGUCAAAGGAGAGUUUAUGCCUUGGUUCCUUUUGGAGCGUUCCAUUUUCUGCUAUCAUCUCUAAAUGCUUGCAAUACAAUCCUGUGAAGAAAGAGUCAUUGGUGAUCAUGCCAGCUUUUGGUAUUCAGCUAGAACAACACUUUUGGAGUGGAAGAGUAGAUCGCAAGUUUGUGCCCAUCAGCAAGAUCCUACAGCCGGUGCUGAAUGAGUGCGUGACCCCUGUUACCUGCUACUGGAGCUUGGCAUUGCUUCUACGCGAUGAAGACGAGACCAUGCUCGUUUUUCAGAACCUGCAUCCACCCGUCAAACUGUUGCUCCCAAUCUGGAAAGCUCUGUGCGCAUUCACAAACACCGGCAGCAUUAGCCCUUCCGUGGUUCUUCGACAAGAUGAUUUGCACAAACAUGUUGAUCAAGAUGGUGCUGUGGACUCCUGAAUAGUUCCCUGAAGACCUCUCUCUCUGCCGAGUGACAACAGGAUGUUCAGUUGUGUCACCACCAACUGAAGAUCAAUUGUCAAGUGGAGGAUUUUGGUGAUACCACCAGGGGUCUGAGCCUCUGACCCAUCCGGUCAGUCCGACCGAAUUAUUUCUCUUUAGCUGCAGAAGAAACUGAAUGCUCCACUUGUAACUUUGUCCUGGCCAUGUGGUAUUUCUGUCCACUGAAGGAGAUUCACAACAGAAUGUACCAUAAUGUUUUUUUUUUUCAGUUCCUAGUUGGGAAUCCAUGUUCUGGGGUGCAAAUGUAGUGACACUGUAAGGAUGGUCCAACUGCAGAUAAUAAAAUCUCGGACACUUGCAUGCAGUCA